Messenger RNA from Labrus bergylta (ballan wrasse), 1992 nucleotides. The record is from RefSeq and is a predicted model, not a curated record. NCBI's taxonomy places the organism in Eukaryota, Metazoa, Chordata, Actinopteri, Labriformes, Labridae.
UUUAAGAUCUCAAACACAAAGACUUCUAAAGGCAGACGACAUGAAACAUCAUCCAGAAUCUCCUCAAACAGAUGAACUGCUGAUGGCUUACAAACAGACUAUCCACAUCACGUUAUCAGUGUUUGACGCUCUCUUAGCUUCAAAUACUCGGGUUUGUUAAGGUGAGGGGGCGGAGCCUGAGUACAGCGGGCAGCAGGAGGAGUCGUCGAUGGUUUGUGUGUUAAUGUCACUACGACAUGUUUGAGGAUGUUUACACUGGGGUUGUCAUUAUAUUAUAUUUUUAUGAUUCCAGUAAACGAUAUCUGAACACCUGUUUGAAACCAACACACACAGAAGUCCUACUCAGCCAACGUUCAGCGAGCAGUAAAGAGAGAGAAGGCGAGCCUCCGCUGAUUAACGGAUGGAUUCCUUACAUCGGAAAAGCGCUGGAGUUUGGACAAGACGCCAACAGAUUCCUGGACAAACAUAAGAGGAAGUUCGGAGACAUUUUUACAGUGCAGAUGGCAGGUAAAUACAUGACCUUCGUCAUGGACCCGUUACUCUUUCCAAACAUCAUCAAACAUGGCCGCCAGCUCGACUUCCACGAGUUCUCCAACAAGGUGGCGCCGAUGACCUUCGGCUACCCGCCCACCAACAGUGGGAAGUUCCCGCACAUGCAGGAACAGAUCAGCCGCUCCUUUCAGCUCCUCCAGGGGGACAACCUGACUGUCCUGACAGAGAGCAUGAUGGGUAAUCUCAUGCUGCUGCUCCGUCAGGAUUACCUGGGGGAGGGGGCGGGGCGGGAAGGCUGCUGGAGGAAGAGCAGGAUGUACGAGUUCUGUAACUCUCUGAUGUUCGAGGCCACUUUCCUCACUAUGUAUGGCCGGCCGGUGACGGCGCCGAGGCACAGCGGGACAAGCGAUCUGCGUGAGGACUUUGCCAGGUUUGAUUCCAUGUUUCCUCUGCUAAUAGCUCAGAUACCCAUCGGGCUGCUGAGGCGCACCAAGACCAUCCGCCAGAAACUCAUCAACUACUUCCUGCCGCACAGGAUGUCGUGCUGGUCCCACACCUCGCAGUUCAUCAAGAGACGGUCGGAGGUGCUCGAACAGUACGACACGCUAAGGGACACCGACAAAGCAGCUCAUCACUUCGCCAUUCUCUGGGCGUCGGUGGGGAACACCAUCCCCGCCUGCUUCUGGUCCAUGUACUACCUGGUGAGUCACCCCGAGGCCCUGGAGGUCGUCCGUCAGGAGAUCCAUGACGUCCUGAAGCUCAGCGAGGUGGAGUUCAGCAGCGACAGAGACGUGACGCUGAGCAGAGAGCAGCUGGACAAGCUUCUGUUUCUGGAGAGCGCCAUCAACGAGAGUCUCCGCCUGUCCUCGGCCUCCAUGAACAUCCGAGUGGUUCAGGAGGACUUCAGUCUGCGGCUGAACGCAGAGCGCUCGGUGGCCGUCAGGAAAGGUGACAUCAUCGCCCUCUACCCUCAGAGUAUGCAUAUGGACCCGGAGAUCUACGAGGAGCCACAGACGUUCCGACUCGACCGUUACAUCCAGGACGGCAGAGAGAAGACGGACUUCUUCAAGGAUGGUCAGAAGCUCAAGUAUUACCUGAUGCCGUUCGGCUCCGGCUCCUCCAUGUGUCCCGGGCGAUACUUCGCCAUCAACGAGAUCAAGCAGUUCCUGUGUAUGAUGCUGCUCUACUUCGACCUGCAGCUGGAGGCGGGGCAGAGCCGAGCCACGCUGGACUCUAGCAGGGCCGGGCUGGGCAUCCUGCUGCCCGCUCAGGAUGUCAGCUUCCGCUACAGACUGAGAGCAGUCUGAGCAGGACGACUGUACACUUCAUGUGUAAGUUACAAAGUGCUUUACACUUUAAAAUACUAAAUCAAUAUAUACAAUUAGACGAAGACUCAAAAAUCAAGCUGGAAUCAUACGCAGAGCUUAAAGGAGCAGUAUGUAACUCUGCCCCCUAGUGUUUAAAAUGGGUACUGCAGUCUAAAUUCUAAACAUCAUAGAG